GCUCAGGGAGCGCACAGUGAUUGCCGGUGCGCUGUGUCCAUCGGACACAGUGGAUCAUGGAUCACGGAAAGAUCCGAAGAUGUCAACUUGGUCAUGUGAUCAGCUGUGUCCAAUCACAGCUGAUCACAUGGCACUGAUGAUCAGUGUGCCCUGAUGAUCAGUGUGGCCCCAGAAGUACCACCUGUCAGUGUCCAUCAGUGCCAGCAGUCAUUGCUCAUCAGUGCCACGUGCCAGUGCCCAUCAGUGCCACAUCAAUGCCACAUAUCAGUGCAUACCAGUGCACAUCAAUGCCACAUAUCAGUGCCCAUCUGAGCUGCAUUUCAAUGCCACCCAUCAGUGCCAGUCAGUGCCACCUAUCAAUGCAAAUCAGUGCCACCUAUCAGUACUGCCAAUCAGUGCCACCUAUCAGUGCCAGUCAGUGUCGCCUAUCAGUGUGCAUCAGUGCAGCCUAUCAGUGCCAGUCAGUGCCGCCUAUC
Staurois parvus is the source of this 476-nucleotide messenger RNA. The record is from the annotation of a GenBank genome assembly. Lineage: Eukaryota; Metazoa; Chordata; Amphibia; Anura; Ranidae.